Messenger RNA from Lactuca sativa (garden lettuce), 1466 nucleotides. Its product is annotated as E3 ubiquitin-protein ligase RHF2A. NCBI's taxonomy places the organism in Eukaryota, Viridiplantae, Streptophyta, Magnoliopsida, Asterales, Asteraceae. Gene Ontology annotation, molecular function: ubiquitin-protein transferase activity. The record is from RefSeq and is a predicted model, not a curated record.
GUUGAAAAGGAAAGUCCAUGACUUGGUCUUCUUCGCCUUCUUCUGUCUCUCUCUUCAUUCUUACCUUGCUAAUAAAACCAAACAACGAAUCCAUUUGCACCUCAAUCCCGAUCGAUAAACCUGGUUAUCUGUGAUCCAUCACUUCAACUCUGUCUUGCAGGUUUGACUUCGAUUGAGGUAGCAAUUGGUAUGUGAUAUGUAUCUGAUAUGUCUUUGGAAACUUGAACUGAGAGAUUGUUAGUUAAAAGCUGUGGUUCUUGUUAUUUGACAAUGGAGGAAGGUACAAAGUCUAAGGAUCAUUUGAUAUCAGCUGCAGCUUUUGUUGAAGGUGGAACUCAGGAUGCCUGUGAUGAUGCUUGCAGCAUAUGCCUUGAAGCAUUUUCUGAAAAUGAUCCUCACACGGUUACAGGUUGCAAGCACGAAUUUCAUCUUCAGUGCAUUCUUGAAUGGUGUCAAAGGAGCUCACAAUGUCCAAUGUGUUGGCAGUCCAUCAGCUUGAAGGACCCUAGCAGUCAGGAGUUGCUUGAUGCUAUAGAGCAAGAAAGAAGUAUUGCAAAUAACCCAGCUCUGAAUGCAACAAUAUUUCAUCAUCCAACCUUUGGCGAUUUCGAGUUACAACAUUUGCCGGUUGGUGCGACUGAUUCGGAGCUUGAGGAACGUAUAAUUCAGCACUUAGCUGCUGCAGCAGCAAUGGGCAGGGCACGUCAUAUGGCUAGGAGGGAAGGCCACAGGACGAGAACAUCUGCCCACGGGCAGGGGCAGGGGCAAGGGCAAGGGCGCCCUCGCUUUUUGGGUUUCUCUGCCCAACCUAGCGUACCUUCCCCUACUCGACCUACUGCCAGUGGCACUGAUGAUGUUCAAACCACCCCUACCCCUACCCCUACAAUUGGAUUGGGAACCGUGCAUGAAGAACCUGUUCCAUCCUCAUCCUCUGUCCCUGCUUCAUCAUUCGUCUCCACCAUUGUUCCUGCACGUCCACAUGAACCACCUCCACCAGAAAGUAGGUCAGGCAACCAAGAUAGAGCAGGUCCUUCAGAAGCACACUCGUUUUCAGAUUUCAAAACCCGAGUCAACGCAAUAUCAUUGAGAUAUAAGGACUCGAUUACGAAGACCACAAAGAGUUGGAAAGAAAGAUUAUUUUCACGCAACAACAGCGCCGCAGAUGAUGGUUCUAAAGAUAGGGGUGAGGGCAGUGCGACGUUAUCACGUAUGAUGGACCAUCUUCAACAAGACUUAGGACACGUGGACAGUACCACAAGUCCACGUGUCCAGAACACCAAUAAUUCUGCAAGUCGAAAUGAGAUUACAGGUUCAGCACCAGCACCAGCACCAAGUUCUGGUAUAGAGUGAGGGUCUGAUCUAUAAUUUUUCAUAUUAAGGAUUGUAUGAUUAAAAUACUACAUGGAUAAAUUAUAUGCCAUCUCUCGAGUAAAUGUUAUAUGAAUAAAGAUUGUUUUUCAUUUUUA